GGAAUAUUUAGUUCCCGGCCUGGCCUUUGAUGGUUCGCGGGGAUUUCAACCGAGAGGAGCUCCCGCUAUUUAUUCUCGCUAACUGGAGAGGGUUCUCUGGUGGGCAGAGGGACCUUUUUGAAGGAAUUCUUCAAGCCGGAUCAACAAUUGUGGAGAACCUCAGGACAUACGAGCAACCCAUAUUUGUUUAUCUCCCAAUGAUGGGUGAACUCCGUGGUGGGGCAUGGGUUGUUGUAGACAGUAAAAUCAAUUUGAACCACAUUGAAAUGUAUGCUGAUCAAACAGCCAAGGGCAAUGUCUUGGAGCCAGAAGGGAUGGUUCAGAUCAAAUUCAGGACAAAGGAAUUGUUGGAGUGCAUGGGUAGACUUGAUCAACAAUUGAUUAAUUUGAAGGCAAAACUUCAGGAUGCCAAGAGUAGCAGGGCCCUUGGGAGUAUUGAAUCCUUGCAGCAGCAAAUCAACUCCCGGGAGAAGCAACUUUUGCCAGUGUACACACAGAUAGCUACCAAAUUUGCUGAAUUACAUGACACCCCCUUACGAAUGGCUGCCAAGGGUGAAAUAAGAGAAGUCCUGGAUUGGAGGAAGUCCCGUUCUUUCUUCUGUCAGAGACUGCGAAGGAGAAUUGGGGAACAUUCUCUGAUCAACAGUGUGAGAGAUGCAGCCGGUGACCACCUGUCACAUGAAUAUGCAAUGAGCUUGAUAAAAAAUUGGUAUCUGAGUUCUAAUAUAUCCAGAGGUGAAGAUGCUUGGCUGGACGAUGAAAGUUUCUUUACAUGGAAGAAUGAUCCUAGAAACUACGAGGAUAAACUGAAGGAAUUACGUGUCCAGAAGCUGUUGCUUCAAUUGACAAGUAUUGGUCACUCGGUUUUGGAGCUGCAAGCCUUACCUCAAGGAUUUUCUGCACUUUUAAGCAGGGUGGAGCCACCGAUGCGAGCGAAGUUGAUUGAAGAACUUCGCAAAGUAAUUAACUAGAAGGCUAUAUGCUUCUCGAUCGGGCGGCUAAAGAAAUUCCUGCGAGUUGCAUUAUAAUUGC
Molecule: messenger RNA, 1032 nt
Organism: Neltuma alba
Lineage: Eukaryota; Viridiplantae; Streptophyta; Magnoliopsida; Fabales; Fabaceae
Product: acetyl-CoA carboxylase 1-like
Exons: 2
Coding region: 30-971 (313 amino acids)
Biological process (GO): fatty acid biosynthetic process
Molecular function (GO): acetyl-CoA carboxylase activity
Source: RefSeq, a predicted model, not a curated record